Molecule: messenger RNA, 1443 nt
Organism: Neoarius graeffei (lesser salmon catfish)
Lineage: Eukaryota; Metazoa; Chordata; Actinopteri; Siluriformes; Ariidae
Gene: dnal4a
Product: dynein, axonemal, light chain 4a
Exons: 4
Coding region: 103-423 (106 amino acids)
Biological process (GO): microtubule-based process
Cellular component (GO): dynein complex
Molecular function (GO): dynein intermediate chain binding; dynein light intermediate chain binding
Source: RefSeq, a predicted model, not a curated record
CAAUAACGUGAGUUUCCUCCUGCUAUGGUUGCUAUGGCUGCAUGGUUGCUAUGGCUGAUUUGUUUCCAUGUCAACGGUAGUUGAAGAAAUAAAAAACUCCAAAUGGCAGAAACGGGCGAAAGUAAAAAAGAGGAGGCGGACUACAAGAGACUACACAGCUUUCCUCUCAUUAGGCACACAGACAUGCCGGAGGAGAUGAGAGUUGAAACCAUGGAGCUAUGUGUCACAGCCUGUGAAAAGUUUGCCACCAAUAAUGAGAGUGCAGCGAAGAUGAUAAAAGAGUCCAUGGAUAAGAAGUUUGGGAGUUCCUGGCAUGUGGUAAUCGGCGAGGGGUUUGGAUUUGAGGUGACUCAUGAAGUAAAGAAUCUGUUGUACAUGUUCUUCGGUGGCAGCCUGGCGGUGUGUGUGUGGAAAUGCUCCUAGCGCUGAUCUCAGUCCAGCCUCUUUCCUAUUCAUCCACACACUACCUAAUUUUAUAUAUUUAUAUACCUGUAUUCACAGUACUGUUUCAGCUAUGCAGAUCUUUUUCUACUUGACCUUUGUGUGCAUGUGUGUUUAUGUAACGUUUGUGUCUGAGAGAAAACCUGACCACCUUGUAUAGACCUUCUCUUCUACUGUAUUUUAUUUUUUUGCUAUUUUCCUUUGAAUGCAGGGGAUCAUAGUGGAGUCGAUGUAGACCUUUUACUCAGUCUCCACCUCCAGUAUUGACUAAUAAUUAUCUCAGUGAAUUAUAUGGACCGUUGUACACCAGGCUGAUGAAAAAUCGAUGACACACCGGCAGUGAGAAUUAAUUUUACGUCUAGUGGACAGAUUUAUAUAACAUUCUGUCAGUCUGUGUGCCACUGCAUAGCACUGCUGUAGUAAUUGAACCCAGCAUGAUUUUUAAAGUGCAGUUUGUAACGUGUAAUUGUUUCUUGACCUGUAACAAUCACGUCAUUUGAAAGAUACCUUAGAAAAACUGUGAUUUGCAGCAAUGGCAUGGAGUGGAUUGGCUAGUGUCUUUCUCUCAGGCGUUUUGUUUACACUUUUCUGGCCCGGAAAUAAGCUCCACCCCUAGCCAGAUCAGAGCUGCUCAGGUCUGCCCCCAUUUUAUGCCUUAGGAGGUAGCAGAGGGCUCUAAAAAUUACAAACUGCUCCUUUCAGAAUAUAUUCUGUGUGUCGGUGUGAGAGAGAAGUGUUUAUCUUCUUGUACCUCCACGUCAGAUGUCUUUUUAAAAAUACAUCUAUCGCAUUUAGUAAUGCUCAUUAAUUUUUCCUCUUCAUUUUGCCUGCCAUGCAAUGUUUCGAAGAGCUUCCUCCGUUUUUUCUUGAUUUAUUUUCUUGUUUGUUUCACCUUUAUCUCCCUCUCUCUUUUCUUUACUAAACCAGCAUUUCUAUCAAGUGUGCCAUGUUGGUUAACUUGAAUACAAAUGUAAAUCUUUUUAAAUAAAUAAUGUCAGUAUU